CAUUCAAUAGCCCUGGUGGUGACAGCCCAACAAAGAUCAAAGAUGAAUAAUGCAGCUGCUCCUUCAGCAAGCUUUGGGGGAGGGAAAUGUUGUUUUCCAGUGCAGCUGGCUAGCUGAGUAUUUUUAUCCUACUGUUAUAAAACAUUAAAUCACGUGUGUGUGUGUGUGGGGGGGGUGCAUGGUGUUUGCUUACUGCAUCCACAGGAUGUGGUGAUAUUUGUAUCCACUCCACUCUAUCUUAUAGGCAGAAAAGGUUGGAGUCCUUUGUUUAAGACUGUGGAAAAUGAUGUAAAAAAAAAAAAAGGUGCAACUUGCAAAUACUCUUUAAAAGGAAUAAUAAUGGGACCAGGCAUUCAAGAUUACCUCUUACUACUGCAGCGAGGGACGCUGAAAAAGGACAGCCAAAUCCAUGAAACCCACAAAGGAAUGGUAAUUUCCAGUGGUGGAAAGGGACAUCCAAGUACCAAAGGACUAGAGAAACCACUUCCCCAUGUGAGACCUUCUUCCAGCAGAUUAGGCAAAAGUAUUUUAAAUACCACGAAAAAGACUUUCCAUUGUGCCCAGGAUGAUAGUCAACCAAGUUUUCUUUACAAGGAAAGAAACAAGCUAGGUGAGGCUCAUCAGCAAAACAGAAUGAUGAGUGUUUGCACAUCACUGUACAAAGUACGAGGGGCAAAGAAGGACCUCAAGGAAAGAAAGCAAAGUGAAUCUGGACUAUGCAGAACCCCUUCCAAUUUGAAGGGGAAUUCACAAGGUGGCUCCAGUAGGGAAGAAGAUGGACUGAUGCAAAGAUUUUAUUCCAAUCAAAAAGGAGAAUCUCAAAGAAGUCUUGGAGAGCAUGUGACUGAAGCUGUCCCUUGCACUUCUAAACAUCCAGGGACCUCUGUGAAUGAGAUGCUUCUUGACUUUGAAUCAGUGAGAAUUAUUCAAGAGAAUGCUGCUGAGGACAGUGCCAGUGACCUUUCUGACUCAGAAAGAAUUCCCAUUCCCCCUUCCCCCUGCACACCGCCGGAACUCAACCUCCGAGCUGAAGAAAUUGACCCAGCAUGUUUUGAACACCUCUUUGAUGCGAGGUAUAAAGAAUCAAUGUAUUAUUAUCCUGACUUCCUCCCACCCCCUUUCAACUCCUGGGACCUGCAGCAGCUGGCAAUGUUUGUUAACACAGAGUGUAAAUCAGAAUCUCGACCACAGCCAGCAGGAUUUCUUGAGAAAUAUAUCGAUCGGCUUUUGCAGCUGGAGUGGCUGCAGGUGCAAACUAUACAGAAUGAGAAAGGAAAGACAGCCAAGGCUAGGCCUCAGACGGCUCCUACUAUCACUCGGACCCUAAAAAGCCCUGGCAAAGGCAAAUCAUUGCAUAGCCUUUUGCCUAACAAGCAGUUAACUCCCCAAGAAAGUGUUAUAAAGCUCCCCAUCAGCCUUUCAGGUCACAGAAGAGAUGUACACUGUGAAGAAAAUAGCCAGUUAAAUGCAUAUCCAAGUCACUCAAAAGUUGCUGAGGUGAUGGGUGGCACGUCAUCCCCACAGAGACGUGCCUAUGAAAUGAGGAAUGAGGUAAAAAAGAGGUCAACCACCAAGCAGCAACUUCUCAAUAUGCAGCCCUGUGCAAGCAGCUCUAAGAUUCAGGAUGUUGGUAUUCAGGAUGUUGGUAACAUUAGACCCCUCAAACACUCCCCCAAGUUCCAUAGUUCAGCUGCCCCCAUCCAGGGGAGAAACACACAGGCAUGUUCAAAUCUGAAGAAUGGAAAUGCUAAUAAUUAUGUUCCUUCCAAGAAACCAACAGGGGACCGGAAGUUAAAAACAAAUGGUGUGAAGCAAACAUCAUGUGCAUUUAAAUAAUGAAGAAUCAUUUAUUAGUAAUUUGGCAAUGCAAUGCUGACUGCUGGAGAGCAGAGGGGCCGUGGUUUUUCCAUCAGGAAAUCCUGUAGAAAAUUGUUCUUGAUGCAAAUUUCUGCACAUUGGAUCUUAAACUGGGCCAACAGGUAAUAUUUUUCUCUGAAGGCAAAUGUCUUCCACUGGUCUUUCCUCAAAGGGUUGACACUUGCUUAUGUAAGAGGAUUCUAUCUAUUAAGGUUAGGAAAACAUUAAAUGUCUGAUUUCUUGUCACACUGACACCCAUGUAACUUCACUGACUUCAGUGGAGUUACUCCUGAUUUACACUGGUGUAUGUGAGAGAAGAAUCAAAUCCAUACAUUCUCCAUUGAGCAGACACACAUGUGUGUCGUAUAAGGGGAAACAGAUUUGCUUUUCUUUCUGAUGGAGAAGAGCUUAGUUGAUUUUAAAAGAUAAUGGAACUGGCCAGGCUCAUCUAUGCAAAGUCAAAGUCUCUCAUUCAUGAGGGAAGAGCAGGAAAUCGGACUGUGAGGAGCAGAGAGAAGAGAAUGUUUUGAAGUAAUCUUCCGAGUCAGAAGAGAUUCUACUAGUUAAAAUCAUACCACUGCUAAAGGAUUGACAUCUGCUCAUCUAGGUACAGGCAAAGAAUAUGGCCUGGAUAUUUUUAUACAGCUACCUUUGUUGUAGUGUUAGACCGUUUUCCUUAAAGUCCACCUUGUAGGUCUUGCUGUUUUGUGUCAUUUAGAAGGUGACCCUCUUCACGUUUUGAACUAUUACCACUCAAGAAAGAGAUCUUGGAGUCAUCCUGGUUAGUUCUCUGAAAACAUCUGCUCAGUGUGCAGUGGCAGACAAAAAAGCUAAUAGAAUGGUAGGAACUGUUUGGAGAAGGACAGAUAAGACAGAAAAUAUCAUAAUGCCACUAUAUAAAUCCCUGGUACUCCCACACCUGGAAUACUGCAGUUCUGGUCACCUGUAACAGAGUGCACUCACCUCUCGUCAGUGCCCCCUUGGCCAAGUGCACACACUUGCACACUCUCGCUUUCUGAUAGUCCCUCCUCUGGGAUAGAGCAGCACCCCAGGGCUCCCACCCUGGAGACAAUGUCUUUGCCCUCUUGGGACUUCCUGGCUGCAGCUCUCCAUCUGGGUCACUAUAGUUCAGUUCCCCCUCUGGGGUGCCUCACUGUCCAGGCCACUUCCCCCCAGUGGCUGAUGGGGGAUGAGGUGGGGGGACCCAGGCUCACUCACUACUCCGGGUCCCAGCCCAGGAAUCCUGUAGAUCGCAGCCAUCUGCUGUGUCCCUUUAACUAUGUUGUAUGGCUUCUAUAAUUCCCUGGGCCACUUCCCCAUGCUGUCUUCACCUUUACCUCAGGGCCUUGUCCUAAUGGAGUCCCAGCAACCGGCUCAUAGCUCCUUCUCACUCUCCCCAACUUACGAUAGCGCUGCCCUGUCCGGGGUUCUGUAGCUUUGUCAGCCCACCACAUAUCACCCACACUCCUACAACUCCAGCAAGGAACUGAUCUCCCUCUGGCUCUGCAGCUCUUCUUAUACGAGGCUGCUGGGCCCUGACUGGUUGUAUCCCACACAUCCACUCUAGGCAGCUUGGAGGACCCUCUCCACUGCCCUUUUUUGGGGGCAGGGUGUGGCUGGGCCAUGAGGCCUCCAACAGGGGACCACAGAGGGUUUGGUAUAUCCCGUCACAUCAUCCCAUCUCAAAAAAAUUAUUUAGAAUUGGAAAAAGUACAGAGAACGACAACAAAAAUGAUUAAGGGUAUGGAACUACUUCCAUAUCAGAAGGACUAUAAAGACUGGAACUGUUCAGCUUAGAAAAGAGAUGACUAAGCGGGGGAUAUGAUAAACUUCUAUAAAAUCAUGAAUGGUGUGGAGAAAGUGCAUAACGAAGUGUUAUUUGCCCCUUCACAAACAAGAACCAGGGGUCACCCAGUGAAAUUAAUAGGCAGCAGAUUUAAAAUGAACAUAAGGAAGUAUUUCUUCCCACAGUGCACAGUCAGCCUGUGGAUCUCGUUGCCAGGGGAUGUUGUGAAGGCCAGAAGUAUAACUGGGUUCAAAAAAGAAUUAGAUAAAUUAAUGGAGGAUAGGCCCAUCCAUGGCCAGUAGCUAAGAACGUCAGGGACACAACCCUGUCCUCUGGGUGCCCUUAAGCUUCUGCCUAUCAGGAGCUGGGACUGGAUGACAGGGGAUGGAUCCCGUGAUAAUUGGCCUGUUCUGUUCAUUCCCUCUGAAGCUUCUGAUACUGGCCACUGUCAAGAGACAGGAUACUGGGCUAGAUGGGACUACAGAUCUGACCCUAUAUGGCCAUUCUUCUGUUCACUCUCUUGUGAUUGGGCCCUUUAUCUUGAAAGCUCCUGUUCAUUCUCAGCUCCUAGUGAUGGCAAUGGAGGUUGAAGUUACUGAAUAGUUUGCAGGACUGGGCCCACAAUGGUUUAGAGAAAAAAUGCAUCUCUUCCCUUUCCAGUAAAGAUAAGUUUGUUGUAAGACAACAGCCUGGUCUUGUCUACAUAAAAUCACAUUCUUACGUGUGACAAUAAUUGGAUUCAAACAACCCUUGAAAAUAUUUCCGCCCCCCCAACAUUGGAAGCAAAAUUAGGCCCAGUGGAGUAAUGUUACCAUUUCCCAGGAGCAGGAAUGAGUUAAAGCACAGCUAUUCCAGACUUCUCACUUCAAUCAGCUCCUCUUUCAUAGCUUUAAAAAGAGGAUGUGACUGUCAUGCUGGUGAGAGGUGAACUGACAGCCCUAGGGAAUGAAGCUAUUGGUCUACACAGCCUGGGCAGUGAGAGUGGCAGUCUUCCCCUUUCAGCCCUCCUCUCAAGGUCUGUCUCCACUGUGGUGAUUCAGUGUUUCAGACCAUUCUUCCCUCUCAUUGCUGGGGCUGCCAUUUGUGGUGGUGGCUUUCAUGACAUGGACACCUGUCCCUGGUAACUGGAGUCUGUCUUUUUCAUAUCUUUCUUUAGUGUGAUUUCUCCUACCUGGUCAGCCGGGAGAGAUGACAGUUGUCAGGAGCAAGGUAGCUGAAGAAUUAUGGUAAUUACACAUUUAUUUCAAUUUCUAGACCAAAGACACAGAAGUAACCAUUGCCCUAUACCUUUGAAGUUACUGUGUCUUGUGGCAUUGCUUUCCCUAGCUCUAAAGAAUUUCUUUGGCUAAAACAAAGUGAUCAGUGGAUAGAAACGAUGGAGGGUUUGGUGUAGCAUUUUUCUAGUCGAUCUGGGACAGCUGUAGAUUGAUUUUAUGGUUACUCCUUUCUUGUCCAGAAUGUCCCACAUAAAAUGGCUGAGGAAACCUUCAGGCUCAUAUGUAUGGCAUCUAUAAUGAUCUCUUAAGCCUUUUGUGUUGCCUGAACCUUUCCCCCCUCUCCCAAUCAUUUAUACUCAAGGCCCUUUUUCCAGCCUACUCGGAAAAUGUCUGAGAACCGGACAACUGGCUUAUGGCUCUGUUGCGAUUUCCUCUCCCUCUUCACACAAACUUUCUAGAUGAAACUUCUGUACUUUCUGAUCAGUUCCACAUCUCCUACAAGGUUUGAAGAAUAAGGAAAAAUGAUGGAUCCCAUUAGAUUGUGGCCUGAUUUUCGAAUGUGCUGAGCUCUGCAGCUCCCGUUGAAAAUCAGGCUACUGGGGAGAGGGUUUAACAUGAUGUGUUCUACAUGCUUUCUGCUGAAGCACUGAUACAUCUUUAGCCCCUUUUCAAUCGCUUACAUACAUCUCCACCUACAGUCCGUAGCACUGGCCUGCAGUCCACUCUACUUCACCUUGUUUGGGUUCCAAUUUCAGGAGUGGGUGAAAUGACUCCAUAUCAUGAAAUCUGCUGUAAUGUGAAUCUGCAGAAAGUAACUCUACAGCCAGGAUUGUGCACUGUUUCAGGACCAUAUUUGGGCUACAGUGUUUGUUUUGGGAGAGUGGAAUUCUGUGAAAGACAGGAAAGUAGAGAGAUUAGCGUAACAGCUACCAAAGAAUUGUAGGAUGAGAUCAUCAGCUGGUGUAAUUCCAAGCCCAGGAAAUGACACAGAUUUACGGCAGCUGAGGAUACAGCCCUGCCUUUUCAAAACAAAGGAAAAAAAUCUGAAAAAAGUUUGAUACUUAUUUUUAAAGAAGAAAAUAUUUAUAUAGCAGAUGCUAAACUUCUGCUCCAGGGACAAGCAUCAGAGCUGUUACUUGACAUGUGACUAAGUCAUGACUCUUCAGUAGCUCUUGCCUAUUAUGGUUUACAUUAAGAAGCUGUAAAUACAAGAGAACAAAUUAAGCUAUUUAAAUUAUGUUGCUAUUGGUUGAACUCGCUAUCUAAAAUGCUGAGUUGUUUCUUUUUUGACAUUGUGUGUUGCCUGACUUCAGCUCUGUAAACUUUUAUAGCAUGUAUUUAUAAGUACUUUGGAAAGAUGAAUGUUCAUAAAAGUAGUAAUAAAAUAGAAUAUUUUACGGUACAUUCCAAAUGAAGUCAUAUGCUCAGGAAUAGUUUGAGUGAUUUUUAAUGUUGUCUUCCUAGUCAACUCUAGGCCAAACAUGUGCAUCUCUGAUAGAAUGAUGGAAGAAAAAUCACUUUAAGAUAUCAUAGUCUUUCCAUUUUUAAUAAUCAAGCCAGGUUGCAAUUAUUUUUAAAACUACUGUAGUUGCAUGUCAUGACUGCAUGUAGUCAGCUAAGGUGAAGUGCCUGUGCCCAAAAAUCAAAUAAAUUGGCUUUAUUAGAGGGGGUACUACCAGCAAGCUGCAGUACAACCCUUGUAUCUGCUGGUCCAUCUUUUUUCAGAGCGAGCAUGACACUCCGCCUUUUGGCUUAAAGGGUCUUGAGUCCAAAGGGUGAGUUUCAUCCUUUGGGCCCAAUCCUGUAAACGUUCAUUUGUAUGAGUACUCCUUUACUCACAUGAGUAAUUCCCUGGAAGUCAGUGAAAGUACUCAAGAGUAAGGAUUACAUACAUGAGUGAAGGUGUGCAGGAGCAGGGCCAUAAUCAUUAAUACUUAUUUUAAAAGCCAAAUUCCAGUAAAACCAGGAAUCUGUCUUUCAGUGAGUAUUACGAGAAACAAGAUUCUCCUCUGAAAAGUGACUAUAUAAACUGCACUUAUUUGAUCGUUUGCAUACACAGUUACACAAGUUAAGUAUCCAGAUACAAGUUGGCACUGACAUUUUUAAAAGAAAAUUUGCUAUUAAAGUCCUUAGCUUUUAGCAUUGAGAUCAGUGUGGCAGUCUACACCUCUAAGAACCAUUUCAAUCUGCUUUAAACAGAGCUAUGGUAGUUUACGCUGGAAGGGCUGGAAAGCUUUGUUUUUAAAUGAAAGCUUGUAUUCCGUAGUAUCUGAAUCUGUCACAGGACGCCAAAUAAAUUCAUCAAGCAGGUAAGAAUGGUGAUGCCACUGGUGUAAGUCAUAACACUUGUUAAAUUACUGAACACCAGUUUGGCCUAAUAAACACAAAAGUCUGGUCUCCUGUUAUUCCUAGCAAAGCCUCCUUUCCCCAUUUAUAGAACUAAAGUGUUGUGUUUUCUCUAAACAACAAUUCUUACAUUAUUUAUUUUUAGCACCAUGUAAUGGAUCCAGACCAAAACAAACUAACAAAGCAAAUAUCCCCUUUAAGAAGGUCUCAGGGAAAGAAGCAAUCUUAACAGAGUUCAUAAGGUCCUUACCUCAGAUCCCUGGUUCAGAGCCUCCAAAGUUAGUAAGGAAACAAACUCUCUGGUCUUGCCCAAGAGGAGGCAUUGAGACCACAGCCUACAUAGCUUCUAACCCCCUUCAUCCUGCUCCAGUUCCUUUUCUUGUUUAAGUAACUCAACCCCAGGGCAGGGGGACCUUGAUUACACCCAAACUAGUUUGGUUGUAGGCUUCAGCCUGUUCCUUAAAGGCAUAAUGGUUCCUCCACAGACCAGCAGAUGGUGAGAUUUGGACUUUAUUCUCCAGCCCUUACUUGAAUUUGAUAUGGAAGCCAUUUUUUGUUUUCCACCUCUACUUCCAUUUUAGCUUGUGCACAUACUGGGCCUACGAUGAAUGCAAUCAUUUAUGCACAGGCUCAAAGUACACACUUCACUCAUUUUGUAUACAUUUUCCGGACUUUUCAUUCAGGGAUAUAGCCUUCAGGAUCACAAGUAGAAAAGGAACAGACCAGUUUUUAUUGAACUGAAUUUAUUGUGUUUGAUUUUAAAAUCAUUCCUGUUUUUUAUUGUUGUUACAUUAUGCUUAUGUUAAUGUCAAGAACACCUUUUGCAGAUAAUCUUAAAAUUCAAAGAUUUUUUUGAACAUCAAAUUUAUCAUGAUUUGGAAUAUUUUACUAAGGUGAUUUAUUACAAGUUUAGGGAACCCAAGGUUCUAGCUGUUUAUUUCCUUCUGAAAUGAAUAUUCUGAGGUUUCACUGUAAAUGUAGGGGGAGAUUCUGCUUCCAGGUAAACUGAUAUAAACCUACAAUAACGUCAUUAUCUUAAAUGGAGUUACUCUGAGUUCAAACUAAACAGAAUUUGGGCCCCAAAUAUUUUUAAGCACCAAACAUUUCCUUAUCUACAUUACCAAUAAUACCUCAAAUGAUUAACAUUUAAAAAUGUAAAACCAAUUUGCUUUUUUCUAUUUGUACAUGUGUUUUUUUUCCUGCAUUUCCCUCAUCUUGCGCAAUGAAAUUAACUUUUGCUUGUGGUCAGUUUCCCAUCAAUUUAACAUUGAUGUUCCAGUCUAGUAGUCCCUGCUUUUUAUUGUACUAGUGAAUUCAAAGCCUAACCCCUUUAUAUAAGUAUUAUGGUCCUGUUGAACCACUGCUACCCCUCUCCCAUCACAUGGGCAAGCUAACCAGCCGUGGAGGUCCAAAUCCCAAUCUUCCAAAAUUUAGCAUACUCUGGGAUUUGAAGUCCUCUAGAGUGUAAUGGACAUUGCAGGUUAGAGGGCACAGAGCUACAUGGGAGUGGGCAGUGGCAGUGCUUACUACAGAGUCUGGAGAUUAUCUUUAAAAUUGUCAGAGAAGAUUGAUGCUGGUCGUGGGGCUAGGGAGAAGAGGAAAUUGCUAACUGGCGCAAUGGAACUAUUUGGUACAUGGGUACAGUUGCCCAAAAAUGUUGGGAACCACUGACCUAGAUCACAGCUAACAAGAAUCACUUCAUAGAAUCAUAGAAUAUAAGGGUUGGAAGGGACCCCAGAAGGUCAUCUAGUCCAACCCCCCUGCUCGAAGCAGGACCAAAUCCCAGUUAAAUCAUCCCAGCCAGGGCUUUGUCAAGCCUGACCUUAAAAACCUCUAAGGAAGGAGAUUCUACCACCUCCCUAGGUAACGCAUUCCAGU
Caretta caretta (loggerhead turtle) is the source of this 9084-nucleotide messenger RNA. It is a transcript of the gene FAM217B, whose product is annotated as family with sequence similarity 217 member B. The record is from RefSeq and is a predicted model, not a curated record. Lineage: Eukaryota; Metazoa; Chordata; Testudines; Cheloniidae.